Molecule: messenger RNA, 1191 nt
Organism: Aphanomyces invadans
Lineage: Eukaryota; Oomycota; Saprolegniomycetes; Saprolegniales; Verrucalvaceae
Exons: 1
Coding region: 1-1191 (396 amino acids)
Source: RefSeq, a predicted model, not a curated record
AUGACUGCGCCAGCUCCAGUGUGGUGGGCGUAUGCCAUCCUCGUCGUCGCCGUGGUGUCCAUGUCGUCGGGUGGGGUGUGGUUUGCCUUGCUCCCGGAGACGCCCCCUCUGAUGCAGGCGUGCUGGCGCCUCCAGCUUACGGUCGCGUUGCAAGCUGUGGGGUUUGCGCACGAGUGGCGCCACCAUCCGACGCUGCAAGACCCUGCGUUUUGGGCCAGGUUUUGCCGAAACAUUCCGUUGUUGGUCACGAUCGGUCUGGCGCUUGGCGUGCAUUUUGGAUCGUGGGGGUGGAGUGUCGCGCACACGUCGCUGCUGGACUCGCUCCUGCUGGUGAGCUCGACGCCGCUGCUGCUGGUUGUGAUCAUGGCGAUGCGGUGGGCGUAUCGUUGGAUGGUAGGCGGGACACCGAGCAACGUGGUACGGGUAUGCCUGCCCCUGUCCGAGUCCAAGCCGGCCGUGGUCAUUACUGAAGCACAUGCCCUCCUCCCAGCCGAUGCGCCGUCCGAUCCGUCGUGGUUUCGCACGGUCAUUUGUCCCUUUCCAGCCCUCCCCCCCACUCCUCUCGAAGUCCUCGGCGCUGUCGUAGGGUUUUCCGGCGUUGUCCUGCUGUUGGCCACAAGUUCGCAGCAACACAAUGCCCAUCAAGUUACCCUGGCGGGCAACGCGGCUGCAAUGCUCGGGGCUCUGGCUAUCCUUGUGUACUUGGAGGGCGGGGCAGGGUGCCGGAAGUGGAUGCCGCUGUUUGCGUACGCUUUGCCGGUGACAGCAAUUGCCACGGUGGAGCUGGCCGUGGCGUCCCUGGUGUUCGAGCCCACAACGUCGAUCGUUGGGGUCGGCUCAACGGCGCUCUGGGGUUUCCUCGGGGACACUCGUCGGUUUGGCUUGGCAUUUGGCGCCGCCGCAGUCUCAGGCAUGCUCGGUCAUACUUGUGCAAACUUGGCCGUCAAGUACGUGAGCCCGCUGCUUAUAUCGGUGGCGGUCUUGUGGGAGCCAUUGCUUGGAGGCUUCAUGGGCUACCUCGUUGGCGUUCAAGGCCCGCCGGAUGUAUCGGCGAUCGUGGCCGCGCCCCUCCUGCUUGGUGGGGCUUUUCUCGUGACGUUGGGCGCUCGAAAAACCGGCCUCGACCACAUCGUCCUCACCAAACAAUGCGACACGGAAGAUGAGCUAGACGAUCACCGAGGACUGUUCUAA